GAAAGCGAAUGCUGCAUUUUAACGCCACUAACAUCGGUGCCAUGUUGACCAAGGAGGAAGCUAGUUAGGCAACACACCGGCUACGUCACUUCCGUCCUUCAUCAACACUGUUGUAGCCUCGUUGCUAGCAGGAUGCCAUGCCACAAUCAGCAGCUGAACAAUGUCAGCAGUGGCCAGGAGCAUCCAAUGAAGCAAGUGCGGUUCGCAAACAACAGCGGCAGCAGUAAUAUGCCCGCAGUGCUGAACAACCCUGAACCGAGUGAGAUCUCCACACAGCCUAUUGUUGGCCAGGACAAUCUGGGACCUCAGCUAAAACUUCUACCUCUGAAUGACCAGAUCCGGGAAUUACAGACAAUAAUAAGAGACAAGACAACCAGCAGAGGCGAUUUUGUUUUCUGUGCAGACAGACUGAUCCGACUUGUUGUAGAAGAAGGCUUGAAUCAACUUCCGUACUCAGAAUGUACUGUAACAACACCCACAGGGUACAAGUAUGAUGGUGUUAAGUUUGAAAGAGGAAACUGUGGAGUCAGCAUCAUGAGAAGUGGUGAGGCUAUGGAGCAGGGUCUGCGGGACUGCUGCCGCUCCAUCCGCAUCGGCAAGAUCCUCAUCCAGAGCGACGAGGAGACGCAGAAAGCAAAGGUCUACUACGCCAAGUUUCCUCCAGAUGUGUACAGAAGAAAAGUGCUGCUCAUGUACCCCAUCCUCAGUACGGGCAACACUGUGAUUGAGGCGGUGAGGGUGCUGAUAGAGCACGGAGUCCAGCCCAAGCAUAUAAUCCUCCUCAGCCUCUUCUCUACACCUCAUGGAGCCAAAUCUAUAAUCCAGGAGUUCCCAGAUAUCACCAUCCUGACCACAGAGGUUCACCCAGUGGCUCCUACACAUUUCGGUCAAAGGUAUUUUGGCACAGAUUGAACUGAAGACAAUCUGAGGAACAAGAUCAAGUAUUUUUAUGGUAUAUUUUGCCUAGAAUCCUCUUCUUCUUUAAAAGCCAAAUGAACUGGAAGUUAAUUGAUAAAAUUUCCAAACUCAUGCAAAUGGAGUAAUUAUAUUUAUUGUUUCUUGCUUUGUAUAAGUAAAAAUGAAAAACUCUACAGAGUUUGGUGUGGACAGUUUUAUUUUGCAUGUUACAACUGACGGAUCAAUAAAGAAUUUAUAUUUGUUUACAGAC
Molecule: messenger RNA, 1168 nt
Organism: Oryzias melastigma (Indian medaka)
Lineage: Eukaryota; Metazoa; Chordata; Actinopteri; Beloniformes; Adrianichthyidae
Gene: uprt
Product: uracil phosphoribosyltransferase (FUR1) homolog (S. cerevisiae)
Exons: 8
Coding region: 133-912 (259 amino acids)
Source: RefSeq, a predicted model, not a curated record